Oryza sativa Japonica Group (Japanese rice) is the source of this 2378-nucleotide messenger RNA. RefSeq lists its product as uncharacterized. Lineage: Eukaryota; Viridiplantae; Streptophyta; Magnoliopsida; Poales; Poaceae. Gene Ontology annotation, molecular function: zinc ion binding; ATP hydrolysis activity; ATP binding. The record is from RefSeq and is a predicted model, not a curated record. Gene Ontology annotation, biological process: mitochondrion organization. Gene Ontology annotation, cellular component: mitochondrion.
CUCCUCCUCUCCCUCUCUCUUUUUUAGUUCGCCGCCGAACUCUCCAAAACCCCCACGAAAACCCUCGCUUCCCACCGACUCCAUGUGGCGCCUCCGGUCGCGGACGGCGGCGGCGGCGGCCGUCAUUGCCGCGUCCGCGGCGUCGCUCGCCGACGUCGCCUACGCGGACAGCGGCUACUCCUUCUUCCGCCGCAGCUCCCCCCCGCCUCCACCUCCCGCCGCCGCCGCCGCCGCCGCUGCUUCGGAGGACUCUGGCACGGAGGUGGCCGUCGAGGUGGAUUCCAGCGGGUUCGACCCCGAGAGCCUGGAGCGGGCGGCCAGGUUGCUGCGGAAGCUCAACUCGUCGAAAUACGCGAAGCAGCUGUUUGAGCUGAUGCGCAUGCAGGAGAAGACCCGGCUUGCGGAGCUGGAGGCCGAGAAGGUUCAGUACAUCAUCCAACAACACCUCAGGGACAUUGAGAGGCAACAGAAAGAAGGUGAAAAAUUCAGAGAGAGUUUGCAGCAGCAAGCUCAAGCAGAGGCACAAAAGUUACGUUAUGACGAUGAAUUAGCUAGGAAAAGAAUGCAGACGGAGCGUGAAGCACAAAGGCGACAGGAUGCAGAACUUGUGAAGAUGCAAGAGGCAGCUGCCCUUAGGAAAGAAGAAGUUAGGCGUACCACAGAAAAGAAGAUUUUAGAAAAAAUGCUAGAGGAUGAGAAAGAAAAGGCUCUCUUAAAGAAACAAAAUAUCCAAGCUAACGCUGAAGCAAAAGGUGAAGCCCUUACUCGUGAAGCAAAGGCUUUAGAAGACUACAACAGAAAGAUGCUCCUGGAACGUAUAAAUGGCGACAAAGAGAAGUGGAUUGCUGCAAUAAAUACUACUUUUUCACACAUUGAAGGUGGGUUUAGGAUGCUGUUGACUGACAGGAGUAAAUUAUUGAUGGGUGUUGGAGGAGUUACUGCGCUCGCUGCUGGAAUUUAUACUACCAGGGAAGGAGCAAAAGUUACAUGGGGUUACAUUAAUAGAAUCUUGGGUCAACCUUCACUGAUCCGUGAAUCAUCUAUGCCAAAGUUUCCACUUUCAAGGUUUAAGGCUCUCAAAUCUACUUCAGCAUCUCUGUCAGGAGGUGCAGGCUUUGAGAAUGUUAUUCUUCAUCCUUCACUGAAACGGAGGAUUGAACAUCUUGCACGAGCUACAGCAAAUACAAAGUCGCACGAUGCACCAUUUCGCAACAUGCUGUUCUAUGGUCCCCCUGGAACUGGGAAAACAUUAGUUGCUAGGGAGAUGGCACGCAAAUCUGGCUUGGAUUAUGCCAUGAUGACGGGAGGAGAUGUUGCACCCUUAGGAUCAGAAGCUGUUACCAAAAUACAUCAAAUUUUUGACUGGGCUAAGAAGUCAAGGAAGGGCAUGCUGCUUUUCAUUGAUGAGGCUGAUGCGUUCUUGUGCGAGCGCAACAGCACCCACAUGAGCGAAGCUCAGCGGAGUGCUCUCAAUGCACUACUAUUUCGAACUGGAGACCAGUCGAGGGAUAUUGUCCUUGUCCUUGCAACAAACCGACCUAGUGAUCUUGAUGCUGCUAUUACGGACCGCAUUGAUGAAGUUAUUGAGUUCCCUUUACCUGGGGAGGAGGAGAGGUUCCAGCUGCUCAGGUUAUACUUAAACCACUAUAUGCUCAAGGAAGAUGGAAAAAACUCGUUUUGGGACUCACUGCUGAAAAAGCAACGGCAGAAGAUACAAGUUAAGGACAUAAGUGAUGAUUUGCUCAGGGAGGCUGCCAGGAAGAUCAAUGGAUUCUCUGGCAGAGAGAUUGCGAAGCUUAUGGCCAGUGUGCAAGCUGCUGUUUAUGGCCGCCCUGACUGUGUGUUGGAUCCCCAGUUGCUUAUGGAGGUAGUUGAAUACAAAGUGGCUGAGCAUCAUCAGCGCAUCAAGCUUGCUUCUGAGACUUCAACUUGAGCAAUGUUAUAGAUUUUAUCAGAAAGCAGCAGUCCUUUUCAGAUCUACUGUCCCCAUAUAUAUGUUCUGAUAUGAGGAAUGGAGUGAGAUAUAGUCAGUUUCCUCCAGCUGACUUCGAUAGAAGUUGAAAUUUAGAACACACCGGAUACUGAUGUUCUUCUUUGCGGGGGGUAUGACCUAGGCUUGUCCGGUUCCAAUUUUGUUCCAUCUCUUUGCCUGUAGCAUAUUUAUGGUGGUUUUUAUGGAAAUACAGGCAAAUAGGUAAGACUGAGAUGCGCAUGCUGAAAAUCUUAUUUGACUGAAGUGGUUCAACCAUUCAUCUUAUUUGUUAGAAUUUGAUUUUGUCUUCAUUAUCAUAGAUGAUGAAAAGUUGAACUUACCGAUAGACCUGCAUGUCGUCUGUGUAGGAUUUAUCUAAUUAUUUGCACUUAUGUCUUGCCCCUAA